This is a messenger RNA of Carlito syrichta (Philippine tarsier), 417 nucleotides long. RefSeq names its product ubiquinol-cytochrome-c reductase complex assembly factor 3. The record is from RefSeq and is a predicted model, not a curated record. Gene Ontology annotation, cellular component: mitochondrial inner membrane. The coding region runs from base 61 to 330 and encodes 89 amino acids. Gene Ontology annotation, biological process: mitochondrial respiratory chain complex III assembly; mitochondrial electron transport, ubiquinol to cytochrome c. The transcript has 2 exons. NCBI's taxonomy places the organism in Eukaryota, Metazoa, Chordata, Mammalia, Primates, Tarsiidae.
GGCUGCCGUUCUCCGUUGCGGGAGACUCCAGAGGGCGCCAAGCCGUUCGCGCCGCCGGCCAUGGCUUUCGUCCGGAAAGCGCUGCUCACGGUCGCAGUGCUGGGCGCGGGGACUGGCGUGGGCGUCGCGCUCUUUGCUCUCGUGACCCCGGGAGAGCUGCAGAAGCAGGCGAUGCUGAAGGAGAUUCCAGAGCAGGACCCGCGGCGCAGGGACGAGGCAGCCAGGACCCAGCAGCUGGUGCUGGCCACUCUGCAGGAGGCAGCAGCCACGCAGGAGAACGUGGCCUGGAGGAAGAACUGGACGGUUGGCGGCAGCGGGAGGUCCGCGUGAGACCUGACUUGUCUCGUGGGCGCUGGGGUCUGGCUCGGGCGCAGGAGCCCGAGGUGGCCUUUUGCCUCCAUGGGCCCGGCGAGGAGU